Alosa sapidissima (American shad) is the source of this 1877-nucleotide messenger RNA. RefSeq lists its product as uncharacterized. The coding region runs from base 560 to 1663 and encodes 367 amino acids. The record is from RefSeq and is a predicted model, not a curated record. NCBI's taxonomy places the organism in Eukaryota, Metazoa, Chordata, Actinopteri, Clupeiformes, Clupeidae. The transcript is spliced from 9 exons.
CUGAUGUGUAGCGCUGGAGUAGGUUGAAUGACAUGUUUUAAAUGCUUUAUAGUCCCGCCUUCUGAAGAUUAACCACCAAUUGGAGACUGUAAUUGUGAAGCGACUGACCACUGACCAGGAAGACACCUGGCACCAUCGUCGCGACGCCAGUGUACCUGCCCGGUAUGCCACCGUUAUUACAGCACAACAUGCAGGCUAUCCUGAUGAAACCACCGCGGAGGAGAAUAAUGCGCACGUAGAUUUCAACGAUUAGCUGCAGCGUGGCGCAUAUUUUCUGCCUCGACACAGCUUGGACACAAUUCAACCUUGAUAUUUAACGUUAGCCUGCCUUUGUGCUAUAACCGGCAGGCAUUCUUCGAGAAUAUUCUUGCGAGCAUCUCAGGUAGAGGGCGUGAUUCAACACUGCACGUGCAAAAGAAUGACAUAACACAUCUUUUUGAAGACUGUUGAACAGCCAUGAAAGGGACCUGUUAAAAUACUUGGACCUGCCGUUGCCUGUUGGAACCCCAGUUGUCAAGUGGAACACUGUGGUGGACUAUAACUGCAUACAUUACCAACAAUGAUUGUCCUGAAAUACCAUGUUUCCCUACCAGUAGCUGCCGGUGCCAUGUUUGUUGGGAUUCCUUACGGCAUUUCACUUGUUGCUCAGUGGCUGUAUGGUUGGCCUAAUAAACCAGGUUAUAAGAAGUACAUUGAGGGUCUGAAGCCCAGACGCAUAUACUGCCUCUCAAGAGCAGUACUGGAGAUGCUGAAAUACUUCAAGUAUGGCAGGCUAUAUUUCCAGUGGAAGUCUUGGUACAAGAAUGUUGACAACAACAAGCAUUAUGUAAAAGGUAUCACUUUUGGUCGAAGGGGCAAGAAGUUGGAUUUAUACCAUUCUCCAAGCAUGGAUCAACAUAAAGUCAUGCCUGUGGUUGUGUUUAUAUAUGGUGGUGCUUGGGGGUCAGGAGAGAGAAGCACAUACUGUCUGCUUGCUCUCCAGAUGGCCAAGGAACUCAAUGCCACUGUGGUUUGCCCAGAUUACUCAAUUUAUCCAGAGGGGAAUGUAUUAAAUAUGGUCGAGGACAUAUCAGACAGCCUACUGUGGGUGAGGGAGAAAGGACAGCAGUUCAAUAUUGACAAGGACAACAUAGUGUUAAUCGGCCACUCAGCAGGGGCACACCUGUGUGCUCUGACCACACUGUUCCUUAUAGACGAAGCAGAGGAGCUUGGUAUAGAGGCAGCUAAACAAACAGCCAUUACCUCAGCAGUCAAGGGAAUCAUAGGGUUAAGUGGAGUUUACAACAUCUUGGACCAUUAUCAGCAUGAAAAGAUGCGUGCUGUGGAGUAUGUCUCAACCAUGCAUAAAGCCAUGAAUGGAGUACAGAACUUUCCUUAUUACUCACCUACUCAUGCAAUUCAAAAACUUGAUGGAGAAAAGAUAAAAAGAGUCCCUCCCUUUGGCUUGCUUCAUGGAACCGAUGACAUCAUAGUUCCGGUGGAGUCAUCGAUGAGGUUCUCUGAGGUCCUGACUUCCCUCUCUGUAAAAGUGUCUCUCUACCUGAUGCCUAAACUGGACCACACAGAGAUGGUUACGGAUCUGAUGGCACCAGACAGACAUUUUUAUCACACUGUCUAUGGCUGUAUCAAACAGGAGUACAGUAAAUUCAUGGAAGCAUGUUGAAUCACUGAAUCAUUCUCUUCCUACAAAUUAACCAAAUUCUGAAUAUGUGUCUUUUUUCUGACAUUUUUCUUAACAACUUGCCUUUCUACUCAGUGCAGCAUUAAACAUCAUUGUCAUUUCUUUACAGUCAUUCCUUUUGCAGUUUUACACAAAAGUAUUCCCUGUUAACAUGUUUACCUGUAAACAGAUACUAUUAAAACAUCAUUUGCAGAAA